AGAGAGGGAGGGAGGGAGAUAGAGGGGGAAGAGAGAGAGAGAGAGAGAGGUAUGAGAGGAAAGGUGGAGGUAACAGUAGUGGAGGAGAGGACAAAUUGACGAACGUACGUCGCGGAUCUUUUGGCGGAUACGCUACUUGUCGUCGUCGUCGUCGUCAUCAUCGUCGUCGCCGUCGUCGCUGUUGCCGUUGCCGUUACCGGUACUGCCACACACUGCCGUUAUCGAUGCUCAGUCGAAUCGGCCACGAUCCAACGGGAGUUUCGUAUUCGUUCUCUCUCGCUGUGUAUCGCGCAACCGAUAUACAUCCUUCUCCCUGACCCGACGAUCUCUUCUUCCCUUUUUUUCCGUUUUUUUUUUUAUUUUUCUCCUCUCCUUCUCUUCCCUUUUUUUUUUCCGUAAUUUAUUCGCACGUAUUUAUUUAUUUAUUUAUUUUCCAUCCCAUCCUCUUCCUUUCCUCUCUUCUUCCCUUCCUCCUUCUCUCCUUUUUCUUUUCUCCCCGAUAACCAACGAUCGAUCGUCCCAUGGACUUUUCGCGACGUCGAGCUUUGCGACGAACGAUCGAACGAUCGAGUAACUCGCUGUGUGCCGGGCGGAAGCGGCGACGAUGAUCGGUCGCAGUCGCGCGAUCCAAUCCGUGUAAAUCCCGUGAUCGGCGUAUUAUUGUCGUCGGGUGAAUAUAUUAACAAAUAAUUUUUGAGUGUUGAGUGAGGAUCUCCCGUGUUCCGCGUCUUUCGUCUUUCGGGAGAGUCGAAUCUCGGGGGGGAAGAGAGGAGGGGCGAUAAAGCUGCGCUCGAUCGCCCGAUUUUUCGACGGGGGAUCUUUGAAGGAACAGUGAACGGAACGGGGGUAUUAAGAAGAGAGAAUCGAGAAGGAAGCUUGUCAAGAGGAAGAGAGAAGCGGGGUUGAUAAGGCGAUAAAGCGGCUGCCGGGAUGCGGCACGAGGAGCCGCUGAGCUGCAGCUAACACGUGGCGACUCCACGCGCACUCCGCGAUCCCUAGGAAGGCGUAUCUCAUCGUGAGAGGCUGGGACCUCCAGGAUGCCAGGGGUGUGGAGGUUGCUACGUAUGCUGAUCUAUAUGGUGGUUGGCUUGAAGAGCGUUGGUAGCAGCAGCGACAUUUGGCCGCUGGAAAGGCCAGAGGGAAUGCCAGCCAUACAAUCCCUCGAAGUGAUGUGUGGAAAGGAUCACAUGGACGUACAUCUCUCGUUCUCCCAACCCUUCGAGGGCAUCGUCUCGUCCAAAGGCCAACACGCCGACCCGCGAUGCGUCUACGUUCCACCGUCCACAGGCCAGACCUUCUUCUCCUUUCGGAUAGCCUACGCGAGAUGCGGUACCAAGCCAGACAUGCACGGACAAUUCUACGAGAACACGGUCGUCGUUCAAUACGACAAAGAUCUGCUCGAAGUGUGGGACGAGGCUAAACGAUUGCGUUGCGAGUGGUUCAACGAUUACGAGAAGACAGCUUCGAAACCGCCGAUGGUCAUCGCGGAUCUCGACGUAAUCCAGUUAGAUUUCAGAGGCGACAACGUGGAUUGUUGGAUGGAAAUUCAACACGGCAAGGGACCCUGGGCACCUCCCGUCUCCGGAAUAGUGCCCCUCGGCUCCACCCUCACCCUGGUCGUCGCCAUAAACGAUUAUCGAGGCGAAUUCGACAUGCGAGUCAAGUCUUGCGUGGCCUCUGACGGCGGUGGGCACACGAUACAGCUGAGCGACGAGUUCGGAUGCGUGCUGAGGCCGAAGAUGAUCAGCCGAUUCUUGAAGGCGAGGGGCUCCGACGAUCGUGCAACGGUCAUCACUUACGCCUUCUUUCACGCGUUCAAGUUCCCGGACGCGUUAAGCGUGCACAUCAAGUGCAAGGUUGAGAUCUGUCGUCACGGGUGUUUGGAUCACUGUCAGCUCAGCGGAUCCGUCGGCCACUACAUUCAAGAGCGCAAGGAUCAGAUACGACCGCAGUACCCGCAAACCACAAUACCUCCCACCGUUCACAACAACGAGGAUGACAGCAACAAUAGUGCCGACAAGGUUAACGAAAACGCGGGAGGUGGGGGCGAGCAGGCGGACGGUUCCCUUUACGACGACAUCAUUCAGGAUGGUGACGAGAUGACCUCGAUAGGUGGUCACUUCUUGGGGGUGGAGAAGUCGGUACCGAAGGCGCAAGCGCAGACGAGCAACCGGUUGCCAGCGCCAGUGGUCGAGAUACCGAACGAAAAACUUCAUACGGACGAGACGACCGAUCCUUCGAGCCGACCGUUCCUCGAUCCAGCACGGGUAACGCGGUACGAGAGCGACCGGGACAAAUUCCCUCACGGACCUCGCAAUCUGGAGGGGGACACGAUACCGAGCGCCACGCCGCUCUCGUCCCCUAACGGCAGACGAAAGAGAUCCGUGGUUGUGUCGGAUAGGAAAAUCCGUAGCGCGGACGUCGGCGUGAGCGGUUUGUACGAGGUGAUCUCCGAGGCCGAUCUAGCGUUCAGCCCGGACACGCACGCGGAAGCGGUAACCGUGUUUCAAGGCAGAAUACGGGAGGAAGUGGUAUACGGUAUCUGUCUGCCCAUGCCCGGUUUCAGCGCCCUCUUCAUCGUGGUGGCGCUGUCCGCGGUCGUUUCUGCGCUUGUCGCGGGCGCGAUGCUGCAUCGGUUGCAGGCGCAACGCGAGGCCGCCGACAGCAGAAAGAACAAUGGAGCUGUGCACUCGACCAACGGGUGGUUACCUUACGGGUUGCUGCGCGUACGCUGCGCGGCGAGACCAGCCCAUCCGGAACAGAUUCAACAAAAACAAACGAAUCCAGUCGCAGCCACGACGAGUCCACCGGUCGAGAGAGGAGGCUGAGAGAGGACUUUCCGUGACUUUUGUGUCGCUCGUGUCGCGGGACGCGCGACCGUGUACCACGCUCCACGAAAGACAAUGUGCAAUAAUCACGCUGUACAAAGUAUUUUAAGUGCGUCGAAUCGUACGCGCGACAGUCUCCUCCUCAUAUAUCGAUAUAACGAUCGCAUCAAUGGGACAAAGAUGUUAUGGAAAAAAAAAAAAAAAAAAAAAAUGCAGCUGAUGCGUUUCGUAAUCCGAGAGCCUUCGACUCCUCUCAAUCUCCCCUCCUUCUCGAUCAUUUAUCUAUCUCCCCUCCCCACUCUUCUCUUUCCCCUUCCUUCCUCUUUCCCUCGUCCGAGCAAAGCAAACGAAAGCGUUAUCGAACGAUUAUUUUCGACGAGUAAAAAAUAUUGGUAUUGGGUAAGUAAGGAAAAUAAUCAUCGCUAAAAGCAAUAUUCGCCGCAGGACGAGUUGAUGAAAUAUUCGCGAGAGGGAUAGCGUUGUUCACUUACUGUACAACCUGUUUCCUCUCCAGUGUUAUCGAGUGAAUAUUGUAAGGGAAAAAAAGAAAAAAAAAAAAAGAAAAAAGAAAAAAAAACACGUCUCGCUUGAUAUUGCGAAUAAUCAUAUUAUCAGAUACUUUGUAUUAUUAUUUCGCUCCUCGAUUUCGAUCAUUCAUUUCGAUCGAAUCGAGGAUGAUUAAGGGAGGAUUAAACGAAAUACGCGUCUUUUCCCCCCUAGAUGAAUCGAUGAACUUGAGAAGGUGCGUAAUAAUAAUUUUUCUAUAAGUCUGUAGAAUACGAGGAUUAAAGUGCGAUUAAAAAAAAAAAAAAAAAAAGAUUCGUUCUCUUUUGUAAGUAAGUCGUAACGCGUAUUUAAUUAGUAAUAAUUAGUACGCGUGUCUUAUCUAUUUAAUGAUGAUAUUCGCUAGAGGUGCUGAUAACGAUCAAUAUUCAUGUCAUAAUUAUAUAAUAAAAAGAUUGGACAGGCGGAUCAGAUAUAAUAAAGAUUAAUAUCAUCAUCCAAUUACUAUCGAAUAUAAUUUUGUAUAAACUAUAUAUGUAAGUAAUUCCUGAACGAAUCGAAUUACGUUAAAUAUUUUUUUUUAGAGAUCGAUAUUUUUGAUAUUUCGUAUAUCAUGCAUAUAUAAAUGAUAAAAAUCAUUGUACAUAAACGAAAACAUUUUCGGAAGAGAUUCACAAUCAAAAUUUAUAUAUAUCCUAUCUGAAUUUGAAUUCGUAAAAUUCAUCGCGCAAAGAAAUAUAUUUUAUUCGUUAAGCUUGUUGUAUUUUUUCACAUUUUUCAGAAAACUUUUUUUUUUUUGUAUUUGUUCUUCGCAUAAAAUUAUAUUUGUAUAAAAAAAUAGAAUUAAAAAUAUCUUAUUCAUAUAUAGCAAAUAAAAAAUUUAUUUCAAACACUUACACUUUACCUUGCCGCUCUUCAACGAAACUCACUAGUUUCGCGUAUUGCUAAACGCAACGAGAUUGAUAAUACAAUAAACUUAAAUUAGCAGCACCUCUAGAAUUAGCUUUAAAGAGGCUGAAAAAUAACAGCUGAAUAAAAAUACUGGUGAAAAAUAUUUUCACGAGGAAAAUUUGAAAUUGUUUCCGUCUCGAAUCUUUCUCUCUUUUUUUCUUUUUUCUUUUUUCCUCCUCUGUUUCAUGUGUCGAGAUAUUUAUAUUAUUAUACGCGAGUAAUAUAAUUACAAAAAUUUCAAUAUGGUUUAACGAAUGCCUGUCGACAUGUCUCCAAUGUAAUAUCUUGAAAAAAGAUCGAUUCCAACGAUUGUAUAGAAAGAUACAUUUAAUAUCCCGUGAACAAGAUCCUGUAUCGACCGAGCUUGAAAUAUCAUAUACACGAAUAUAACAUAUAUCCGAAAAGCUGUUUUCACGAAAAGAGCUAUUUAAAAGCAUUUGUCCAAGGAUAAAGAAUAAGAUUCAUUUUUUCUUCGACUCGAGCGUCGAUACUUAAUCGCUGUUAAAAUACAUAUACGUAUAGAAAUAUAGAAAUAAUUGUUGAAACGAAUAUAGAGAUUGGUGGAAGAGUGGUUUUUAACGAAAGGAAGAAAAGGAUCGAGUCGAUUGAGUUGAUCGAAAGAUUGCGUCUUUUAUUUAACAUCGAAUCAAUGCCAAUAAAUAUAUUUACAGGACCUAUCUCCACGGAACCAACGGAUUUUAUUCUCUUCCCGCGUUCUUUUAUUUUCCAAAGCGAAAAUGAUCGAAGACGAUUAGAGUUCGGGCAACGUUAGUAUUCCAUCAUACUUCUCUCGUGUAUUCGCUAGCUCGAAUGAGAGAGAAUAUAUUCGUGUGUAGAAGAAGGGCGGUAAAUAUAAUUAAUUACAAUUUAUUCAUAUACAAAAAGUUGAAGUGCUAAUUAAUUUUGUAAAAAAAUACAAUUAUCUCAUCGAUGAGAAAUAAUUUAUAAACAUGUUUAUAUCUACGUGUUUAUACGUUAAUAUUAAAUACUAUAUUAUUAUUAUCUUUUA
Messenger RNA from Apis cerana (Asiatic honeybee), 5292 nucleotides. It is a transcript of the gene m, whose product is annotated as zona pellucida domain-containing protein miniature. NCBI's taxonomy places the organism in Eukaryota, Metazoa, Arthropoda, Insecta, Hymenoptera, Apidae. The record is from RefSeq and is a predicted model, not a curated record.